Messenger RNA from Aphanomyces invadans, 1438 nucleotides. Its product is annotated as tyrosine-tRNA ligase. Gene Ontology annotation, molecular function: RNA binding; ATP binding; tyrosine-tRNA ligase activity. Gene Ontology annotation, biological process: tyrosyl-tRNA aminoacylation. NCBI's taxonomy places the organism in Eukaryota, Oomycota, Saprolegniomycetes, Saprolegniales, Verrucalvaceae. Gene Ontology annotation, cellular component: cytosol; mitochondrion. The record is from RefSeq and is a predicted model, not a curated record. Bases 17 to 1321 code for a protein of 434 amino acids. The transcript is spliced from 7 exons.
CGGCUCGCAGGUUGACAUGAGUCGAGCACUGGCGGCACUACGGAAGCGCGGCCUGCUGGCUGGAUUGACCCACGAGCAUGCGUCAUCCGUGCUAGAUGCGGCAGUGAAGAAGCACCAAGAUGGCUCCUCGCAGAAGGCUGUUGGCGUCUACUGCGGCUUUGACCCCACGGCAUCGUCGCUGCACGUGGGCAACCUUGUGACCGUGAUGGCACUGCGCCACUUUCAGCUGGCAGGAAUCAAGCCCAUCUUGCUCGUUGGCGGAGCUACCGGCAUGAUUGGUGACCCAAGCAUGCGUUCCGACGAGCGAGUCAUGCUAACCGCGGAAGAAGUUGACGCCAACUCUCGCAACUUGGUGAAUAGCUUGAAGAACGUGCUUGAUUUUGACUGCCCCAAGGUUGGUGCCGAGGUUGCCAACAACAUGUCGUGGCACGGCAAGAUAUCCGUCGUGGACUGGAUGCGCGAGUGCGGCGCAUAUGCCCGCGUGAAUGCAAUGCUGGCCCGCGAUAGCGUCAAGCGGCGGCUCGAUGCAGAUGCUGGAUUGAGCUUCCUCGAGUUUUCGUACCAGUUGUUUCAGGCGUAUGACUUUCUGCACCUGCACCGGCACCACAACGUGGUCGUUCAGGUCGGGGGCAGCGACCAGUGGGGCAAUAUCGUGGCUGGCUGCGAUUUAGUCCGCAAGGCGGAUGGGGGUGAGGUUUACGGGGUCACCGUGCCCCUCUUGACGACAGCGAAUGGCGAAAAGUUUGGCAAGUCUGCCGGGAACGCUGUCUGGCUCGACAGCUCCAAGACAUCUGUGUACGACUUUUACCAGUACUUCAUCCGCACCGACGACGCUGAUGUUGCAACGCUGUUGAAAACGUUUACGCUUUUGGACGUGGACGAAAUCGACGCGAUUGUCGCCGACCACGCGGCGCGCCCAGAGGACCGCCGUGCCCAGCAGAUUCUCGCAGAGCACGCGACAAAGAUGAUUCAUGGCAGCGAUGCAUUGAAAGCUGCACAAGUGGCCGCCAACGUGUUAUUCGGCGGGUCGUUGGAUGGUGUGACUGCCUCUGAUAUUUUGGCGAUUGACGCCCCCCGAUCGGGCUUGAGAUGGAGUGAACUUCAGGGCAAGCGUGCCGUGGAUGUUCUCGCGACCAUCGGGGCCAUCCCGUCCAAAGCUGAAGGCCGACGUUUGAUCAAGGCUGGAGGCGUGUACGUAAACAACGUCCGCGUCGACUCGGACGCUGCUGUGAUCGACGCGAGUCAGAUCGUUCAAGGGCGCGCCGUCCUCGUUCGGGUUGGGAAGCGCAAUUAUCACGUCAUCCACGUCACCGACGCGUAGAAGAGGAACUUGUUUUGAACACGACGGCAUCUCGCCGAUGGGAUGGCUGCCAGGCAUGCAAUCUGAACACCGCGACGGUGAUUCUCGUUACGUCGUUAAGAUGGCCCUCGAGCAGGC